UUCAAUCAAAAUUCAAAAUCAUAUUUCGGUCCUAGAAUGGAUUCUACCGUACUGUACUAAAAAAUUAUCCAUCAUCCUCAACAGCCUCUGUUUUGCAUUCAGUUUGACACAGAAAAACAAUCGAAAAACACGCAUCUGUUGGAGGUAGUGAAAUUCAGCAUGAACUACUCGCGUUAUUAUUGAAUACGGCACGGCAUCAAACAACUGGUCCUCAACUUAACGCAACCGUCACAAUGUCUUUCCAACACGUCUUGAUCCCUGCGAUCGAAUCGGAACCUAUCGCCCGACAGGAGGCAUCCAAGGCGGGCGGGUUGACCAACGACGCCCUCAGCAAGAAUGCCAAGGCCUAUUUCUUCGAGAAGAGUGGUGGUUCCAAACGGGCGGAGCUCCUCGAAAAAGCAUCUGCCCCGGAGAAGAAGCAAAUCGCCGAUCGGAUCCGGAAGCAGUACACCGGGGCCGACGAAUCCUCCAAACGCGUCCAGGCCAUGGGGGACGACGAGAUCGUGAACCUGCUCAAGAUGCAGGAACAGGCUUCCAACUGUGAAAUCACGUGCCUCACAAUCCCCACGCCGCUCAACGGUCAAACAGCGGUCUCAAUGUACGGAGACGACCAGGCCCGUACCAAGAAUCACCCCUACAAUCCGCGGGCGACCAAGCUGAUGUUGGCCUGUGGACACGCGUUUCCCCCAAACAGCACUUCCGGUGACAGCGAUGGAAAGCCGAACGGAAUCUACGGUGACGUAUUUGUCGGCCGGGCCAUCGACGAUGAAGGAAAGGACAUAUGGGAACGGGUCGAUCUCACACCCGCGGAGGUUGAGGGAGAUCUCUACAAGCAGCAAUGGUGCAAGAUCGCUCGGCGAAAGGGGGGCGGUGGCGGCCAGGGAGGUUCCGCAUCAAGCCUCAGUAAGACGCUCCAGAAUUUCCAGAAUCAGCAGCAACAGAUGUGCCCAAGUGCGGCUGUCGCUGCUUCCAGUGGCACGCCGGCGAUUGCCGCGGAUCCUGCCAACGAAAACCAAGCAAAGUACACAUGGUCCCAGACGGACGACGAGGUCGAGCUGAAGUUUGUGGUACCAAAGGAGACGAGGGCUAAGAACGUGACCGCACAGUUCGGGUGUAAAUCCCUACGGGUUUCCCUUUCCGGGGUUGAUGGCUGCGAAACCAAUGAAUUGCUCCUGUGCGAUGGAGUCACAUGGGACCAGAUCGAUGUCGACGGGUCGACGUUUACCCUCCAGGACGAACCCGGCGCGAAGCCCACUGGACGAGAGCUCUGCGUAUCUCUGGAAAAGGCAAGCGGGGGGCAAACCUGGAAUUACGCGAUAGAGGAGUGAGCAGAAAGAAAGAGAAUAGAGCAUAGCAAUUGAA
Messenger RNA from Pseudo-nitzschia multistriata, 1362 nucleotides. The record is from the annotation of a GenBank genome assembly. Lineage: Eukaryota; Bacillariophyta; Bacillariophyceae; Bacillariales; Bacillariaceae.